CGCUGCCUGUGGAAUUCUGUUCUCUAACUGGCAGCUGCACCCCGGACUCUGCACCAUUCCUAAUCUUUCCUGAGGCAAUCUGACAUCACUGAAGACUCCGUCAUGUUAUUAAAAGCAGAGGAGCACGUUUUCUAGGAUUUGUAGUCACACGGCUGUAUUUGAUUUUCAUCCCAAUUGGACUGUGGGAGGGGACUUUAAGCCGUUGUGCUGUUCCGAAGAAAAGAUUUUGCUACAUCUCCACAAGUCCGUGGUGAGACCACACUUGGAAUAUUGUGUCCAGUUCUGGUUGCCCUACUGUAGGAAAGACACAGAGACUUUGGAGAGGGUGCAAAGAAGGUUUACCAGGAUGCUGCCUGGACUGGAGAGCAGAUGUCUUCCUCAGAGAAAUCUGCUCUUAUCAAACCCUCACUGACUGAGGCCCAGGCUGUCGAGUUGGUCGAGCGGUUGUACGGUCUGAAGGUCUCCAGUGUCCAACCAAUGCCUGGUUACGAUGACCAGAACUUCCACAUCCUGGUGUCUGAGGACCAGGUGACCAGAGAACACAGUCAGAGCUACGUCCUCAAGGUGAUGAACGCUGGUGACAGUGAGGAUGCUGAUUUAAUUGAAGCACAAACACAAGCCAUGAUGUUUUUGAGUGAGAAAGGAUUGCCUUCACCCACACCAAUCCCAACCAUUGAUGGCAAGAUUAUGUCGUUGGAGACGAUUGGCUGUGGAGUCCAAUCGAAGGCCCACAUGGUCCGGUUACUGACCUACCUCCCUGGACUUCCAUUGUCUGAAAUGCCUAUAGGGCCUCAGAUCUUGUACAAAGCUGGUCAAACCCUUGCACGAAUGAAUGAAGUGCUUGCAGAAUUCCAGCAUCCUUUCCGGAAGAAUCUGCAGCGGCCAGAUUUCCUCUGGAAACUCUCAAACAUUCACUUGCUGAACAAAUAUCUUUAUGCAGUGGGAGAGGGAAGGGAUCGCCAAAUUAUAGAGCAAAUUAUUCAGCAAUUCCAGGAAGAGAUCAUUCCAAAUCUCUGCAAGUUGCGUCAAAGCUUGAAUCACGGAGACUUCAGUCACACCAACAUUCUAGUCCAGCCUGUUCACCCCUCAGCUAACCACUCCAACCCAACUGAGCUGCAGCAGGAACUGGACAUCUCUGGGUUACUGGACUUCAGUGACAUGAAUUAUGGUUAUUAUGUCUUUGAUGUGGCCAUAUCCAUAAUGUAUCUGAUGCUGGGGAGUAACGAUCCCAUUAGUGCAGGGGGCCAUGUCCUCUCGGGCUUUGAGAGUGUGAUCCCGUUACUCCCUGAGGAGCAAGACGCCAUUUUCCUGCUGGUUCUUUGCAGGUUUUCUCAGUCACUGGUUAUGGGGAGAUACAAUGCUCUGCUUUACCCUGAAAAUGCAGAGUACCUUCUGAGCACUGGGAGAGCUGGCUGGAAGUGUCUCCACCAACUGUGGUCGCUGGGGAAAGAGGCAGUAGGAAAGAUUUGGUUUGAGGCAGGCAAGUUCCAAAGCACUUGAUGCAGACCCUGUUUCAGUGUAGUCCCAGGCACAUUGGCUUCCAGGAGAACAAGGACAUCUCGAUGAAGAGGAUUAUUAGAUUAGAUUCCCUACAGUAUGGAAACAGGCUCUUCAACCCAACAAGUCCAUUCCAACCCUCCGAAGAGUAACCUAGCCAGACCCAGUCCCCUGCCCUAUAUUUACCCCUGACUAAUGCACCUAACUCUAUGGGCAAUUUAGCAUGACCAAUUCAUUUGAGCUGCACAUCUUUGGAUUGAGGGAGGAAACCGGAGCACCCGGAGGAAACCCACACGGACCCACCCACCCACAGACACGGGGAGAAUGUGCAAGCUCCACACAGAUAGUUGCCCAAGUUGGGAAUCGAACCCAGUCCCUGGCGCUGUGAGGCAGCAGUGCUAACCAUUGAGCCACCGUGCUGCCCCUGACUGCUGGAACCUGGAAUUGUAUUAAUACUUUAAGCUCCUAAUCAUUAAGGUAUAUUAAACUUUGUUUUAACCGGUUCCGUAUGUUUUAGUUUUGGUUUACUCAUUUGUGGGAUGUGGGUGUUACUGGCUGGGCCAGCAUUAAUUAACCAUCCCUCGUUACCCUUGAGAAGGUGGUGGGGAGCUGCCUUCUUGAACCGCUGCAGUUCACCUGCUGUGGGGUUGACCCACAAUCGCUUUGUGAAUUGAAUUCCAGGAUUUUGACCCAGUGACAGUGAAGGAAUGGCGCUAUAUAUUUCCAAGUCAGGAUGGUAAGUGGAUCGGUGGGGAAUGUGUAGAUGGUGGUAUUCCCAUAUAUGUGCUGCCCUUGUCCUUCUCAAUGGAAGCGGUCAUGAGUUUGGAAGGUGCUGUCUGAGCAUCUUUGGUAAAUUUCUUGUGGAUUGUACACACUGCUGCAACUGAGCAUCAGUGGGUAGAGGGAGUUGAUGCUUCUGGAUGUAGUGCCAACCAAGCCCAUGAACCAGCAUUCUCAAUAAAUCAGCAAGAAUCAUGUACCUCAAACCUGCGAAGUUUACUCUAUUAUCAUUAUCUCAGAGCAGUCAGGUGAGGAUUGCUGUUGAAUGGUGCUCCUCAGUUUGGCUGCUGUCUGUAAAAUCAGAUCCUGAUCGAAU
Hemiscyllium ocellatum (epaulette shark) is the source of this 2593-nucleotide messenger RNA. RefSeq names its product hydroxylysine kinase-like. The record is from RefSeq and is a predicted model, not a curated record. The transcript is spliced from 6 exons. Bases 370 to 1500 code for a protein of 376 amino acids. Lineage: Eukaryota; Metazoa; Chordata; Chondrichthyes; Orectolobiformes; Hemiscylliidae. Gene Ontology annotation, molecular function: amino acid kinase activity.